GUCUUUCUCCCCCCCCUCCCUCCCCUCCCACAACCGAAACCGAAGAUUAACCACGAACACACACUCACAACAACAACAAACCAUGGGAGGACUUAACGCGCUGCACUAAUUCCCCCCAACCCAUCCCGCUCCAUUUAUUUUUUAAUUUAUAGUUUUUUUAUUGCAACUCACGGCGUCGCGUUUGGGUUUAUUCCCGGUGAAAAUGGCGACGGGGGCAGGCUGGCAGCAGCCUCCGUACAACACCUCGACUGGCAGCACCAAAUACACCCCCUCCCCGACGUCCAGCAUGUUUUACGACGGGACUUUGACGCUGGAAUACACCCAGGACCUGCAUUUGAAGAUGAGCAAGAAGAUCGCUCAGCUCACCAAGGUCAUUUAUGCUCUCAACACCAAGAACGACGAGCAUGAGGAGGAAAUCGAGUCGCUCAAAGAAGCCCAUGAGGACGAGGUCCAACACAUCGUGACGGAAACCAGAGACAAAAUCAUGCAGUACAAGAGCAAAAUGGCGGACGAGGCGGACCUGAGGCGACGGCUGGCCAGUCUGGAGGAAUCUGUGGAGCUCCACGAACACAUGAAGAGACAGGCUUUAGCAGAGUUUGAGAUGUACAGACAGAGAAUGGAGGAUUCGCAGCUCUGUACCGAGGCCCAGCACACGCAGAGGGUGGUUUCUAUGAGCAGAGAGGUGGAGGAGAUGCGUCGGGAUUUUGAGGAGAAGCUGCGGGCGUUCAGCCAGGCUCAGGCCCAGUUUGAGGCGGAUAAGCGGCGAGCGCUGGAGGAGAUGAGAAGCACCCACCGCCACGAGGUGGAGGAACUCCUCAACAACCAGCUGAACCAAAGCGCCACCUCCACGGAAGACCAGGAGAAACUGGCCGAGCUCCAUAGACAAGAGGUGGAGGCGUUGAUGGAGAGGGUGGAGGAGAUAACGAAGGACAAGGUCCGUCUGGUGGAGGAGUACGAGGCCAAGCUGGGCAAGGCUCAGGAGUAUUACGAGAGGGAGCUGGAGGCCAUGAGGAGAACGCACCAGCUCACCACUGAGAACCUGCUGGCCUGGAAGAGAACUGAGGUGGAGCUUCGGAAGGAGUUCCAGGCUCAGGAAGCGGCGCUGCAGCGUUCCCUGUCCAAGCUGAGGAGCGAGCUGCAGAAGGCUCAGGAGGAGGCCCGCGAGAACCGGGACAAGACCAACAGGCUGCAGACGUCACUGGCCAACGCAGAGGGGACGAUCAAGAAUCUGCACAAGCAGCUGGAAGAGGCCAUUCAGGACGGAGAGAUCUGGGUGAUGCAGCUGAAGGACACCGAGUACGAACUAGAGGGCAGCAGGGAACGGGUUCAGCAGCAGGCGUCUGAAAUCCUCCACAAAGCCAGUCAGAUCGGCUCCUUGCAGGCCACCCAGAUGGCCCACGAGGCCACCAUCAGGAACCUGGACCAGGAGCAAAGCCGCCUCAAGGAGAAGAUCGGCAGGCUGGAGGAGGAGAGGGAGGCCCUGCUCAACCAGAGCCAGGCCGCCAACGAACAGCACAAGCAGCAAGUGGUCAAACUAGAACAGUCUCUGCGUGAGGAGCACCAGGGCUACGAGAAGGAGCUCUCCAGGCUGAGAGCGCACUACGAGGAGGAGACGCAUCGCUACAAGGAGGCGCAGGUCAGGGCGCUGGAGGAGCUGGAGAAAAAACACCAGGCGAUGAGGGAGGAGGCUCAGCAGGAGAAGGAGGAGGAGAAGCAACUCCUCAUGACGAAAAUGAGCCAAGAGUUUGAGAUUAAGCGGCUGUCAUUAGAGGAGCAGAGAGACCGUCUCCAGCAGCAACUGGACAACUUGAAAGAGGAGCUCUCGGCCAAGCUCAACAUGGCCAAUCAGGAAGUGUCCCACCUCCAGGAGCUGGUGAGAGAGGGCGAGCAGAACAUGGGGUCGGCUCAGACCCAGAUCAACUGCCUGAAGGAGACGCAGGAGAAACUCAAGAUAGAGCUGGACGCCACGAGGGCCCGCGUCCGGGAGACGAGCAACCUGCUGACUGACCUACAGGAGGAGAUUGAAACCCAGAAGCAGCAGCACGAGGCCAGAGUGAUGUCCAUCAGAACGGAGGAGAAACAGAAGAUGGACAAGAUGGCGGACGACUUGGACCAGAAGUGGAGAGAUGCGCUGCGGGAAGAAGUGCGCCUGCUGAAGGAGGAGUUGACCGAGGAGUACGAAGCAGACAAACAGGCAGCGCUGACUCAGCUCUCCCAGCAGAAAGAGCUGGAGAUGAUGGCGGCAAGAGAGGGCUGGCAGAGGAAGGUGGAAGACCUGCUGGAACAGAUCUCUCUUCUCAAACAGUCCCUGGAGCUGCAGCUGUCUCAGUCCCAGUCAGCUCUGCAGCAGCUGCAGUCUCAGUUCAACCAGGAGAGGGAGCUGCUGAGCCAACAGCUUAAAGAGAUGCAAAGAGAACAUCAGAGGAGAGAGCAUCGGUUACAGGAGGCCCACUGCUGUGCACUCAGCACCAUGGAGGAGGCCAGACAGCACCAGAUAAGAGCCCUGGAGGAGCGCCUGAAGCAGGAGCAGAGGGAGGAGGUCCACGCUCUGAAGGAGGCCCACAGGAGGACCUUAGAGAUCCUCAGGCAGCAGUCGGACCAGGAGCUGCAGACGCUGCGGUUCGAACUGGAGGACGAGGGCAAAGCGAAGCUGGCUUCCCUCCGUGCAGAACUCAACCACCUGCACGCCACAGCGAUAGAACAUCUGAAGCAGAUCCACCUGAAAGAACACACUGCCGCAAAACGGGAGCUGGAGAAAGCCAUGGAGCAUAGCCACCAGCAGGAACAGGAGCUGCUGGUCCGCAUCUCGGACCUGCAGGCGGAGCUGUGUUCCCGCAGCAACCGCAUCACGGAUCUGGACCACGAGAUCCACUCACUGAACGAGACCAUCGACACCCUGACCAGAGAGCUGGAGCACAAGGGCAAAGAGGUGCUGAGGGUGCGCAGCGAAGCUAACCACCAGAUCAGAGCCCACGAGCAAGACCUCACGAAGAGACAUGAGAGGGAUCUGGGGGAGCUGAACGCGGUCCGUCACAGGGAAACGCAAAUCAUGCUGGCGGACUUCAACAAGGCUCAAGAAGUCCUCAAAGACAAGAUAUCUGCUCUACAAAUACUGCUGGAGGGAACGGAGGAGAAGCUAAGAAACAGAGAAAGCAGACCGGAGGACCUGCAUCUCAUAGCAGAGCUCAGAGAGAUGGUCACCGAAAGAGAAGCUCUGGUCAAAAAGCUUGUGGAUGACAAAAAGUUCUACCAGCUGGAGCUGGUCAACAGAGAGACGGGCUUCAGCAAGGUCUUCAAUUCCAGUGCCAAUGUUGGUGUCAUCAACCCUCUUAUCAAGUUAAAAACAGGCAGCCACUCAGGUCACCGCUUCAGCAGCUUCCCUAGCCAAUCGGCUCUCCGAUUCGUCAGCCCUCCCUCCAUGAGUCAUGAACGAGAGGAAGAGGAGGGACGGCAGGUGGAGGAGGUAGGACCAGGAGGCCGCUUUGUGCCUCCUCGCUGCCCCCUCCAGGGGUCCCUCCCCCGUCUUAGGAAAGCCCCGCCAUUGUUCAGCCAUCUUCCUCCUCUUCCUCAGCAUCCUCUCCCUCCUCCUCCGCCUCCUCCCUCUCCUUCUCCUCAUCCUCCACAUCAUCCCAUGCCAAGCCAUUCUCAUCCUCAGGAAACCCUGGUGCAGCAUCAGGGCCUACAGAGCCUUAGGAGCCUUCCUGAAGCCAACGCUGCGACACCGUCAAACCCCGGAGAGUUGGAGGCAGGGAAAAGCAGAGAAUACGUUACAAAAGAAGAAGAGCUGUACGCCCACUGCUUCUCCUUCUGACUGGCAAAAAAACUAAAUAAAGCAAUGGGACAGAGAGCUAAAGUUGGACGGUUAUCGAACUGCAGGUUUCGAGAAAUAUCAAACGCCUAAUCAGAGCACUCCCAUCAGUCACAUGCAGCACUGAGAUUCCAGUGUAAUUUCAACCUUAGGGCUUCCAUACAUGAUGAGCAUGAUGAGUAGUGUGAUUAGCAGGAGGUGGUAUCAAAAAGCAUUAGCCGACAGCAAUCUUGUCUCUUCGUUUGUGCCGUCUGCAAUUCCCCACAAUCUGAUGCUCAUAUGAGCUACAUGCUGCGCUAAUCAACUUAAGUGUAGGAGGAAAUUACGAGUUCAAAAAAAAAAAAAAAAAAGUCAUUACCCUUGAAUCUCUGGAGUUUAAGUGUGUAGAUGAGAUUCACUGCGGGGACCAGAGUGCAUAUUAAGGAAGAGGAAGUAGUUGCUUGCUAUCAUGUAAUAUUGCUCAAAGUCAGACUGGCUUCCUGCUUCGAUUCGAAGUUUAUUCUUCCAAAAAGCACACACACUGACCAUUACAAUGCUCAUUACUGGUUUUGAGUUUUUGUUGGCAGUUCAAUCUCAUUGAUAGUAAUUCCUCCGCUGAGUAAUAAUUAUAACAAAAAAGGAAAAACAUCGCAAAAAAGGAAGGACAUAUAGUUAACCUACGUUAUGUAAUAAAUCCAAAUGAUCCAUUAUUAUCAGUGCUCUCUCUGUGUCCAUGGCAUAAAACUUGGCCAAGCUUUUAGGCGUCUGCCUGCCAGAAAUAGUAACAAAGCGUUGAACAUUAAUUUUUUUGCUGUUCAAUUCCAGUUGCAAUAACACGUGUACCCACUAGGUGGCAACAUAACACAAAGAGUUGUCUUUAAGUUGCAAAUGGUUAAGUCUUUGUGGACAGCUACGUCCGACUGCCAAUAUCACCACUAAGUCUGUUUCUACAAUAAAUAACUCACUAUUUAAAUCACAUUACAUUUUUGUAACAUGAUCAGUUGCCUUCCCGUUGAAAAGUAGCUCCCUCUUCCUGAAGACCAUUCAGCCUUGUCGCUCGCCUUUCGUCUUUAAUAGUGACGGCCCAGCCUGGUGGUAUAAAUACAUAUGUCUCGUGCGAGGAGGACUUUACUGUUGGUUGUGUUUUGGCCUCUGCAGUUGAAUAAACUAAAGUUCACCCCAGUAACUACACCAGCAACAAUAAUGCUAACUUGAGCUUGCUGUCCCACUGCUUUGACUGUGUACAUACAGUAGAAGUCACUUUCAUAUCUCGGAGCUAGGUGAGGGGCGCUUGGUUUAUUUCCUGUAAGAUCUCCUGAGAGGGACACAUCCAGAUGAACUGAAUCAAGCUCCUCUCCUAUUUUUAUUAUUCCAGUAUUUAUAAUGUAAGAAGCUACUGUUUUUCUACGGUCUGUUUGUGAUGCCAGUGGACCAGAGACAUAUAGAGGACGAGUUCUGUCAAUGUUGUUUUGUUGGUUUCUUUUAGUUUUUUUUAAAUGCCAAGGAGCGUUGUGUUAAUUUAAUCACGAGGCUGGGAGUUCAUAUUAGGGGCUCGACUCGUCUGCUACAUGUCUCUGUCUGCGUGCAGACCAUAGAGCAUGUGAAAACAGGUACACUAUCAUAACGCUGCUCACUUGAAACCCUCGUAUCUCUAAUUUCCUGUUUUGUCUUUCUUUUCUUGAAAAGUUUACAUAGUUCUCGUGCUGAUGUCCAUUCAGUAAUCUGUACAGUUUCCAAACUGCAUGGUCGCCACGAGCCUGGAAGAGGCUGUAUUUGUUACUUCUCGAAAAGCGGACAGAGACACAUGAGGGCUCAGAGUUUAGUUCUUCUCACGCUGAUCGUGCAGUUGCACUUUCGGCCAACACUUAUCAAUUGAGCGCGACCCGCCCUCGUCUUCCAUAACUGAAUCUGCUUCGGGAAGUGUUUCACUUUUUUGCGUUCACAGUUAAGUCAACAUACCAGAAGUCUCUAAUCAUAUAAUUGUUUUUGAAUCCAAAGUGCUUUUUGUUCUUAAAGGGACAGUACCACAUUUUUGUAAUUUUAUGUGUUUUCUCUCCCAGAAACAAAUUGCUUAAAACACAACAAAAUAACAUUUGACUUUGUGCACUGUUCAACUUCACACAAACUUUUUCUCAUAUUCCUUCUUUAUUAAAUAUAAUAGAAUAAUUUACAUACAUUUAGGUCAGCUAGCUAAGCUCAGGUGGAAGCAGCUAGCCUAGCUGUAUAGGCCUUUACAUUUUACAGAUAAAUAAAACAAAUAAGCAAUGAGUUUUGGAGCUGUAUGUAUCGUUUUUAGAAAGUUUUUCUUUUUCCCAUACUUUUUCCCCUUUGUUUUUGCACAGAUAUUUCAGAUGCUGGGGUUAGCUAGUGAGAAACUUACAUGCGAGUGCCUGAAGAAAGCGUAUGACCGAAAGCUUGUUUGGAGUCACAGUUUGCAGACACUAGUAUGAGGUAUUUGAUACCAUUCUCCUUGUCCGAUUGCAUAUUUCCAAAUGAAAUGAGCUGUUUCUUUAAAGCAUCGGUCUUCAACGUUUUUCAGGCCAAGGACCCUCAAACUGAUGGAGAGAUUAAGUAGGAACCCCCAACCUACUAUAUGUGCUGUAUAUUAAACUUGACGUAGUGUU
Mugil cephalus (flathead mullet) is the source of this 6411-nucleotide messenger RNA. It is a transcript of the gene fam184aa, whose product is annotated as family with sequence similarity 184 member Aa. The coding region runs from base 203 to 3811 and encodes 1202 amino acids. The transcript is spliced from 24 exons. The record is from RefSeq and is a predicted model, not a curated record. NCBI's taxonomy places the organism in Eukaryota, Metazoa, Chordata, Actinopteri, Mugiliformes, Mugilidae.